AUGGCGCAAAUGACGUCAAUCUCUCGCUCGCCGUCGCUCGACGUUAAGCGCCUCGCCGUCGCCGUCGCCGUGCUGCUCUCGCUCUCCUGCAGCGCCAUCGCGUGGCCCCGUCAUCUGCUCCAAAGCAAUAACAAACGCUACGAAGCGUGGGGACUUGUCUCGACCCCUCGUGCUUUGAACGGCAUGUGUUCCCUGCGUGCUAAUGU
Molecule: messenger RNA, 206 nt
Organism: Closterium sp. Naga37s-1
Lineage: Eukaryota; Viridiplantae; Streptophyta; Zygnematophyceae; Desmidiales; Closteriaceae
Source: the annotation of a GenBank genome assembly